AUGAAUUUUGCUGUUAUUGGGCGCCCAUUAGGGUGCCUCAAAGCGGCAUUGAGGCAAACGAGGCAGCAGCGGGCAUGGCAGCGGCCGCUUGCAACAGCUGCGGCGCCUCGGACCCCUAAUGGCACCAAGCCUGUCCUCACAAGCCGGCAGCGUGAUCGUGAGGAGAGACUGUCUCGCUUUGAGAUUUACCCCGAGUUACCGACCGUUCGAACCAACUUCAAGGACCCAAUGCCAGCGCUGCGCCAAGCGCACAUCACAACGCUCGAUCCCACCGGCGCGAGGACCCAUCUAUUCGCUAAAGAUCAAGCUGAUGCUGCGAAGCCGGGCGAUGUGCUGAUGGUCAGUACCAAGACCGGCGAGCCGUUCUCGGGCGUCCUGGUGGAAAUACGCCGACGCGGCGUGGACACAGCCAUUCUGCUCCGCGGCCAGAUGAUGAAGACGAGCGUCGAGUCAUGGUUCAAGGUCUACAGCCCCACGGUCACUGCCAUUAACAUCAUAUGGAGACGGCCGAAGAGGGCCAGGAGAGCCAGGCUCACGUACAUGCGCAAGCCUGAGCAUGACAAGGGCAGCGUUGACCAUCUGGUUGCCGCAUGGAAGAAGGAGCGCUCAACCUUGCGCACCAAGUCUGGCUCUGGCAGCAGUGUUAGGCAGCAUAAAGCCAAGGGGAAAUAG
Messenger RNA from Cordyceps fumosorosea ARSEF 2679, 672 nucleotides. Its product is annotated as Ribosomal protein L19. Gene Ontology annotation, biological process: translation. The record is from RefSeq and is a predicted model, not a curated record. NCBI's taxonomy places the organism in Eukaryota, Fungi, Ascomycota, Sordariomycetes, Hypocreales, Cordycipitaceae. Bases 1 to 672 code for a protein of 223 amino acids. Gene Ontology annotation, cellular component: ribosome; mitochondrial large ribosomal subunit. The transcript has 2 exons. Gene Ontology annotation, molecular function: structural constituent of ribosome.